UAUUAGGGUGUUUCCUUUUCUUCAGAUACAAAGCAAUUAUUCUAGAACUGUGGAUGGAUAUGAAAUGAAAGAUACAAAGGAAAGCUCUGUUCUGAAAAACAACACCCAGAAUGAAUAAGUCAUGGUGAUCCCUUACCUCCCUUGACAGUCUAAUUGCUCUAGUGCUGAAAGGUGACACAGAGCUGAGUGAUGUGCAUCGUUCAGGAAGGUUUAAGAGUGGGAUCCACCAGUACCACUGCAUUUAGUUCAUGAGCAAAUGAUGACCUGGCUUCCUUGUAGGAGCAAACCAGACAGACCUGGGAAAAGACAAUGGAAGCUAAUAUCCAGAUGAUGCAAGUUAUCCAGGAAAUGCAGGCAGAGAUCAAUAAACUGGAGAAAGAGAAUCGCGCCCUCCGGGUGAAACUGACUUCAAGUAAUCAAAGACCCUUAGGCUCAGAGGAAGAAUCAGAAGAUGAAAGAGAAGAGGAAGCCACAGAUCUUGGUAACCUAGGAGAAGUCCCUGCACAAUCUUCAGCCACUCUACCUGGUAGUAUUUCCACUGUUUCAGCACCAGCUUCUCGGGAACCCCAAGGCAAUGUUAUGAUCAUAAGACGCUAUUCCAUUUCCUCAUCAGUUAAUUCAUUUGCUGCAAUUGAUCCCUGGAAAACUGGAAAAAGACUUCCAAGUACUGGAAUUCUAAAACCUCAAGGAACAUUUAAAUCACUGGUUAGUUCUUCAGUUAAGAAGCAAGACAAUGAAGAAAAGAUGUUUGCAGCAGAUUCUUGUACCAGCCAUAGUUUCAGCCAAAGAGCUUUACCCAAACAUAUUUUUGGUUGCAGGGACAAGAUAAAGACAGUCAGUUUUCUGUUACCCAUGGACAUAUCUGCAUAUUCCAAAAAUUCAAGUUUUUUGAAAUAUUCACCAAGUCAGACCACUAACAAGCUAAGUACCAUUAUGGAAUAG
Messenger RNA from Loxodonta africana (African savanna elephant), 942 nucleotides. It is a transcript of the gene CCDC195, whose product is annotated as coiled-coil domain containing 195. The record is from RefSeq and is a predicted model, not a curated record. NCBI's taxonomy places the organism in Eukaryota, Metazoa, Chordata, Mammalia, Proboscidea, Elephantidae. The transcript is spliced from 3 exons. Bases 310 to 942 code for a protein of 210 amino acids.